UUACGCCCUAUUUUGUAUAACAACAGUAGAAAAAUUGCAAUUUUUUUUUUCGCAAUUUCAUUAUUAUAACAAUGUACAGUUUCGAAGGUGAUUUUAAACAAAAACCUGUUCAGUCACUCAGAGGUGCAAGUAAAAAGGAGCCAAAGAAUCUUUUACUUCAGCGUACACAAGAAGCAAGACAAAAAAGAGAGAAUCUAAGACAUAAUCAUGUCAGUGCGACCCAUAUCCAGGCAUUUUACCGAGGCUACGUCAGCAGAAGAAAUCUGAAUGUUACUCUGUGCAAUGAUUUUGACUCAACUGUACAGCCGGUAUUGAAACAACCAAAGAUCGACAUUUCGAUUCUCAGUCUUCUUGUCCGAAGAUUAUCAUUCUUCUACAGACCUGAACGAGAUGGACAAAGACUGAUAUUUGUGUGUCAGCAAGUUCUUAAACAAAAGGAUGCCUAUCUGAAUUCCAUCACACAAGACAGCCAGUUGUAUCCUCUCAAGAAAUUGUUGAUCUUUUGUCAAAGACAUCUAGAUAUGAUUGCCUCUACUUCUGAUCCCAUUGCUGUUCCCAUGAGGAUGUUGGAAGUGUUCACCUCUAUGGACACAUACAAGCUACUCAAGAUACCAGUUCCCAAGCCGGAAGUAUAUGUGUAUAGCGUCAUUCACUACCUGGUCCAAAGAGGUUACUUUGAGUGUCUGCACAGACUGUUAAAUGGGAAAGUUCCCUCUGACAUCAUCAGGACAACUCUCCCGCCCACACCAGCUGCGUCCAGUAUUCUCGAUCUAAUCAUGAACCCGAUCAGUUUGGCGUCGCAUAUCUCAGACAAAGACUUCAGUCAUCUUGUGUUGAGACGUGUGUGCUGUACAUUUUUGUGCAAGAGUUACAGUGACCAAGUGGGACAGUUCCUCCUUCCUGCAAUGGCGUAUGGCAAAUAUCCAUUCCCCUUUGUUGAUCUGAUACAAGCGCUUGUGACGAAGACGUCUUCUGGAAAUAAAACUAAGAGAAAACAGCAGGAGCCGCAGCUGGAAUGGAGUCCCUGGCUCCUGGCAGCCGUCCUCACACUGGCUGAUAAAUACAUUGCUGAUCUCCAUGCAGACAUGAGCUUCUUAUACCUGACCUUACUGCAGUCCUUACUUCCAACCCUGCCCACACCCAAAGUGAACAUAGACUACGAUGAUUCAGAUUCUGAAGAAGACAUGUUUCCUGAUGAAAGACAAGGAAUAAAGAAUCUUGUUGAGUUGCGGGAGGAGUGCCUGCGUCUGCUAGACACCCCGAGUCAUCUGAAGUGCAUGUUGAGCUGUUUACACCAGCGGUGUGAUGCCCGACUUCUUGAGGCCGUGUCCGUCAUCUGUCACACUCUGCUGUCACAACAGAGAAUCACCGUACACAGGCUGAGGUUACUCUACACCCUUGCCUUCAAUACUGAGAUAAUCCGCAACCUGUGGUUCACAUGUGCUACAAUGUCCACACCAACUGUUACAGGGUCACAAACAUCACUGCUGGCAAUGCUGGCUCGUGGUUUGCCGAUGACGGAGAUGGACGUCAAUAGGAUUGUGCCGAUGUUGUCGGUGUUUUGUUCCAUGUUCAGUCACUCCUUGAUAACAUUACACGACGCAGAAUUCUAUGGAGAUGAGCAGUCCUCUGUCCGCAGCAUGCCAUUUACCACUGAAGAACUGAUUCCCAUGUGCCAAGUUUUACGUGACGCGUGUCUAGGAAUUAUUGAACUGGCUCACCCUGAUGCGCGGUUCACUGUUAAAGAUACGUACAAAGAGGCACUGCAGAAGACGGGCGUGACGAGUCGAGUCCCCGCCGGGGAGAACCACGACAAGGAAACCAGUCAGUGGGCCUACCUCUUCAGAGUUAUCUCCUCCUUGGUGAGGCAGCUGCACACGCGAGACACCAGGAGGCAGUUCUGUCCGAGGGGACACUGGCUGGCCUCUCAUAUACAGAUUAACGCAGCGAAGCCUUCCCAGAUUUACAGAGCCCAAAAUGCUGUUUUUUUGAGAAGACCGUUUGGCACCUUACAAACUCUCACACAAGUCGGUUACGACAAUGAUGGUCCACCUCUUGCAAACCGUGAGGUGAAAAACCUGAUCAUACUAACAGAACUUCCAUUUGUUGUAUCUUUCACUGACAGAGUACAGAUCCUACAACAUCUGAUAAACGCUGACAAGGAAGAACACCAGGGUGAUAUGUCAAACUUUAUGGUUGGCCCGUCCGUGUCCGUGAUGAUCAGACGGAACUACAUCUAUGAAGAUGCUUUUGAAAAACUCUCGCCAGAAAAUGAACCGAACAUGAAGUUGAAGAUGAGGAUACAGCUGGUGAAUGCCGCUGGUCUAGAUGAGGCUGGGAUUGAUGGUGGCGGCAUUUUCCGGGAAUUUCUGUCGGAGUUGUUAAAAACAGGCUUUGAUCCCAACCGUGGCCUCUUUCAGUACACAAACGACAGACUGCUGUAUCCAAACCCUCAAGCAAACUUUGCCGUGGAGAACUUCACUAAACAUUAUUUCUUUCUUGGAAGAAUGCUUGGCAAGGCCCUGUAUGAGAAUAUGUUGGUAGAACUGCCGUUUGCUUCUUUCUUUCUGCACAAGAUUCUCAGUCGAAGUACGGCUGACUUGGAUAUCCACCAUUUAGCAUCACUGGACCCUGUCAUGUACAAGAACUUGCUAUUUUUAAAGACAUAUGAUGGUGAUGUCAGUGAUCUGGGAUUGGACUUUACUGUUGUUAAUGAUGAAUUUGGAGAGACUAAGGUUGAAGAAUUGAAGGCAGGUGGGAGAAAUAUAACCGUCAACAAGAAUAACAUGAUUGAAUACAUUCAUUUGAUGGCAGAUUAUCGACUUAAUAAACAGAUUCGAAGUCACUGCUCAUCAUUUCGACAGGGAAUGGCCGAUGUGAUCAGUCUGGAAUGGCUUCAGAUGUUUGACCCCAUGGAGCUGCAGGUCCUUAUCUCCGGUGCUCACGUACCCAUCGACAUUGCAGAUUUACGAAGGCACACCAACUAUUCAGGUGGUUUUACAGAAGAUCAUAUUGUGAUAAAGAAUUUCUGGACGGCAGUUGAAUCAUUUACAGAUGAACAAAAGCGGCAGUUACUCAAGUUUGUGACCAGCUGUUCUAGACCACCGUUACUUGGAUUUAAAGAUUUGUACCCUCCAUUUUGUGUUCUUUGUGUGGCCCAUGAACCAGAGAGGCUUCCCACGGCAAGUACAUGUAUGAACCUGCUCAAACUCCCCGAGUUCAAGGACCUCGAAACAAUGAGGUUAAAACUGUUGUACGCUGUCGAAUCGGGAUCAGGGUUUGAACUAAGUUAACACAGUGUGUGGGAGAUUUGUGUUGGACAAGGCAGAUUUUUACAGAAAGAUUAGAUACAAUAUCAAACAAUGCAGAUUUACUUACAGAGUGUGAUAACUCCAGUUGUAACAGGACAUUCCUGGUCUUAAAAUAACUUCUGUUACUAAAGUACUUGUGCACUUGUCAUAGACGUUGGAAGAUGAGGAUUGGAGGGUGGGGGCUGCUAUAUAUUAAUUUGAUUUUUAAUUGCGGCGGCCAGUGCAUUAUUUUCAGAGUUGGUAGGAGCCAGUGACCCUACACCCAAUCUAAUUAAAAUUAGCUCCACUAUUACAUGUGGAUCUAACAGCAGCCCGUUGGAGCUCAUGUCCAGUUGACCUUUCAUUCGACCAAUCAAAACAUUACUUGCAAAAUCAUGCCAGUGA
Gigantopelta aegis is the source of this 3695-nucleotide messenger RNA. RefSeq names its product ubiquitin-protein ligase E3C-like. Gene Ontology annotation, biological process: protein polyubiquitination; ubiquitin-dependent protein catabolic process. Lineage: Eukaryota; Metazoa; Mollusca; Gastropoda; Neomphalida; Peltospiridae. Gene Ontology annotation, molecular function: protein binding; ubiquitin protein ligase activity. Bases 72 to 3293 code for a protein of 1073 amino acids. The record is from RefSeq and is a predicted model, not a curated record. The transcript is spliced from 23 exons.